AUGUUUCUUAAGGCUGUAAACUGCCAAGGUGAAUACAAGGACAAAAUGUUCAUAACUAAUCUGCUAAAAGAGACGAUCAAUGCAGUUGGUGCAGAUAACGUGGUUCAAGUCAUAACUGACAAUGCUCUGGUUUGUAAAAGUGCAGGCUUACUUAUUGAGACACAUUUUCCUCAUAUAUUUUGGACUCCAUGUGUGGUCCAUACAUUAAAUCUUGCUCUGAAGAAUAUAUUUGCUGCGAAGAACACCGAAGCCAAUGCUGAAACAUUUGCUGAGUGUUCUUGGAUAAGAGAUAUUAUUUCAGAUGUUGUGUUCGUAAGAAAGUUCAUUAUGACUCACUCCAUGAGGUUGGCAAUGUUUAAUGAUCAUAAUAAGUUGAAGUUGCUUACGGUAGCUGACACACGCUUUGCUUCGAGUGUAAUAAUUCUCCAAAGAUUUGUUGAUAUAAAAGAAGGUUUACAAAGCAUGGUGAUCAGUCCGAAGUGGACUUAUUAUAGAGAUGAUGAUGUUGUAAAAUCUCAAUUUGUGAAGGAGACAAUAUUGAAUGACCAAUGGUGGGACAAAGUAGAUUAUAUCAUUGCAUUCACCGAGCCAAUUUAUGACAUGUUACGACGAACUGAUACUGAUCGUCCAUGCCUUCAUUUGGUGUAUGAUAUGUGGGAGUCUAUGAUAGAAAAGGUAAGAAAGGUUAUAUACCGCAAAGAAGGCCUAACUGAAUUUCAAGAUUCUUCAUUUUAUUAUGUCGUGUAUGAGAUAUUGACAAGUCGAUGGGGUAAAUCCAACACACCUCUACAUUGUUUAGCUUACUCUUUAAAUCCAAGGUAUUAUAGCCAGGAAUGGCUUAGUGAGUCGUCUGGUCGUCUAGCUCCGCAUGUAGAUGAUGAUAUGUCAAAGCAAUGGCGUAUAUGCUUUGAGAGGUAUUUUGAAGGGGAAGAACUAAGAAAAAGGUUAGCUUUCAGAACUCUUGCCCAACCUAGCUCCUCAUCUUGCUGUGAAAGAAACUGGAGUACCUUUGGCUUCAUUAAUUCUUUGAAAAGAAAUAAGAUCACACCGAAAAGAGGAGAAGAUCUAGUGUAUGUGCAUUCUAAUCUUUUCCUUCUGUCCCGAAGAGAACCACAUUAUAUGACAGGUGAGACAAGAAUGUGGGAUGUUGCAGGUGAUACAUUUGAUACUUUGGGAAGCGGUGAAAUACUUGAGAUUGCAAAUCUUUCGCUUGAUGAACCAGAACUAGAGAGUGUGACAUUCAAUAAUCCAGCUGUACCUGUUGAUGAAUAUGUGAACUUAGAUGACAAUUAA
This is a messenger RNA of Papaver somniferum (opium poppy), 1293 nucleotides long. RefSeq lists its product as uncharacterized. The transcript is spliced from 3 exons. Gene Ontology annotation, molecular function: protein dimerization activity. NCBI's taxonomy places the organism in Eukaryota, Viridiplantae, Streptophyta, Magnoliopsida, Ranunculales, Papaveraceae. The record is from RefSeq and is a predicted model, not a curated record. The coding region runs from base 1 to 1293 and encodes 430 amino acids.